AUGUCAGCCAUAAUUCCGGAAGUCUUAUUCGAGGGAGAUAUUCUCUCCUUAGAUAAAUUGAAUAUGCUCAGUGUUGUCAACAUGAAUAGGAUACUCGAACAAGAUAUCCUGAAUUGCAAGGAAAUAGACAAAUUUAAACUCAUCAUGAAAUGGGCCGAAAGUGAUAAAAAACGCUUGGAAUAUCUACCCCAGUUAUUGCGAUACAUAACUUUCGAAAGAAUGGACAGCGACGAGAUCAUGAAUUGUUUUAUAAAAAUGAAACCUAUGGAAAAUUUAAGAUUUCUGGUCUCCAAAUUUAUGAGACAAGGGAGCUCGUCGAAAAAAUCUAGUUUAAACGAUGGAAAGGGUAAUUAUAGCGAUACCGUAUUCGAACAAUUCGAUGAACAUUCGAAGGAAAAGGCGGCUUUAUCUAAAGGUUUUGUAAAUGACGAAUUAAGAGAGAGACCCGUAAAAAUUUAUAAAGGUGUAUUUGAUGAAUCCAAAGGGGAAUUCGUUACCAAUACUUCUAAUAAAAAAGGUAGCGGAGAAAAUUCGGAAGUAGAAAAUAAUAGUUCGGGUACAAUGUCAAAAGAAUGGAUUCCUUCCGAAAAGAGUGUUAAGGCAGUAAAUAAUUCUCCGAACAUUUCGAGCUCGGAAUCGAAUCAAGAUACUCACCAACCUCAAAAGGAUCUGAGUUGUCCUAAAUUGGGAAAUCUCCAAUCUUCUUCGGAGAAUAUCGCUUCUUCGAUUUCUAUCCCCUCGGUUCCUAGCCAAGCGGAAGUGCCUUCCGAAUCAGAAGACACAAACAUUUCCGUUAAUAAUUCACUUUCGCCAAAUACCGAUAGCUCCUCUAGUCAUUUAAUAAAAAAGGACGUUUCUCUCGAAGAUAAAAUAAUGGACGGCGAUAAUUCGGUACCCCAAAAUUUGAUUGGUGAUAACUCAGUUACCCAAAAGUUGGGGAGUGAUAGUCAGGUUGUCCAAAAUUUGGGAGGUGAUAAUUCAGUUUCCCUGGGGCCGAUAGUCACUGCACAACCGGAUGAGAAAAAUUUUUUGCCAAAUUUUGAAAAUAACAAAAAUGUAGCUCUCAUUAUUAGCGAAAGCCAAGAAAGAGUCACGAAUUAUAAAAUCUACGAUAACGCUAAAAACUUUUACGGGAAUGAAACAAAGUAUCGCGAAAUCUCUAACGAAAAUUUUCGCUCUCCGCCUGUGCUCGUAAAUCAGACUCCGAUGAAGGGGGCGGACAGUGAAACUUUAAUCGGGAUACCAGUGUAUUUGAGAAACUCGCACUUGGCAAGGGACUAUCAAAUGAUAAUGAAAUUCGAAACUAAUGAGAUGAAAAAAGAUGGUGGAUUUACAGAAAAAUUGAAUCAACCAGGUACUAAGCCAUUUUUCGAAGACGGUAAGUUAAUUUUGGAAUUAACGAAUGAUAACCAAAUUUUGCAGAAAGAGCAUAAAAUGAUCCAUACACCUCCCAUUAACCCACACGCUCAUCAUCACCCUGACCACAACUGCGCGCACCACUCCACAUUUGUUAAUAAUAGUUGUCGUGAUAAUAAUGCGUUAAAUUAUAAUCACUGUGUACCUAAACCGCACUCAAAUAAUAAUAAUGUCGCAAUGUCUUCCUCUCAGAAUAUGAACGUAACCGGGGGAAGAAUUCCGAUGAUUUACAAUAUGACGAGUAUGCCUAAUAGUAUUUAUAAUAACAACUCAUUCGCGCCUAUGAUGGUUAGUGCCAAUCGACAAAUUUUUGAUCCGCAGAAAUACACUGGAUCCGUUUUUAACAACCUUCCGCUUAAUACUUCCGUUCUUAACAACCAGCCGCUUAGUACGUUCACUCUUAACAAUCAGUCGCUUAACACUUCCGUUCUUAGCAACCAGCCGCUCAACACUUCCGUUCUUAACAACCAUCCGCUUAAUACGUUCACUCUUAACAACCAGUCGCUUAACACUUCCGUUCUUAGCAACCAGCCGCUCAACACUUCCGUUUUUAACAACCAACGGCUUAUCACCUCCGUUCUUAACAACCAACCGCUUAAAUAUUUUUGA
This is a messenger RNA of Gordionus sp. m RMFG-2023, 2025 nucleotides long. Its product is annotated as putative actin-fragmin kinase DDB_G0287957. Bases 1 to 2025 code for a protein of 674 amino acids. NCBI's taxonomy places the organism in Eukaryota, Metazoa, Nematomorpha, Gordioida, Chordodea, Parachordodidae. The transcript is spliced from 7 exons. The record is from RefSeq and is a predicted model, not a curated record.